AUAAAAUACUAGCUUUUUCUUAGCUAUAAUCAUAGAAACAUGGAUGAGUUAAAGCCCUCAGUAACAAAUUCAACUCCUCUGACACCUCUAUCUUUCUUGGAAAGAUCAGCUCUUGUUUAUGGUGAUUGUCCCUCAAUCAUCUACAACAACACCACCUACACUUGGUCUCAAACUAACCAAAGAUGUCUUCAAGCAGCCUCUUCCAUCUCCGUCCUCGGAAUCGGAAGAAAACACGUCGUAUCGGUAGUGGCACCGAAUGUACCCGCUGCCUAUGAGCUGCACUUCGCAGUCCCUAUGGCAGGAGCCAUACUUAAUAAUAUCAAUACUCGACUCAAUCCCGCCACGAUCUCGGUGAUCCUUCAUCACAGUGAAUCAAAACUAGUCUUUGUCUAUCACAAACUAAGCUCUUUAGUUCUUGAAGCACUGUCCCUCCUUCCACCCAACCACCCCUGCCCUCGCCUCAUCCUCAUCUCGGACGAGGACAAUAAUACACCAACCCCACGUGAAUUUUGUGCCUUAUAUGAGGAGUUAAUUGCGAGGGGAGAUGCUACGUUCAAGUGGAUUUCACCCUUGAGCGAAUGGGACCCGAUUGUACUGAACUAUACAUCGGGGACAACAUCUUCGCCCAAGGGUGUAGUCCAUUGUCAUCGAGGGUCUUAUAUCUCGGCCCUCGACUCGUUGAUGGAUUGGUGUGUACCAAAGCAACCAGUCUACCUAUGGACCUUACCGAUGUUUCAUUCGAAUGGAUGGUCCUUCACUUGGGGGAUGGCGGCUGUAGGCGCAACUAAUAUCUGCUUGGAACGAUUCGAUGGUGCUAAAAUUUUUGAUCUCAUAAACCAACAUAAUGUGACUCACAUGUGUGCUGCUCCCGUGGUGUUAAACAUGCUUAUUAAUUGUUCAAGGCGAACCGUUACACAAACCCUCCGGAACCCAGUGCACAUUCUAACUGCUGGGUCUCCUCCACCGGCCUCGGUAAUCUUUGAAGCUGAAUCACUUGGGUUUGUUGUUGCACAUGGUUAUGGAUUGACCGAAACCAUUGGAGUAGCUGUUUCUUGUGCGUGGAAGCUCAAAUGGAGUGAACUUCCAGCUAUUGAGAGAGCGAAAUUGAGAGCUCGACAAGGGGUUCGUACCCUUGGGAUGGCAGCUUUAGACAUAAUUGAUCCAUCCACCAACAAACCAGUGAAUCGAGACGGAGAAACUGUUGGGGAAGUUGUUAUGCGAGGGAGUUCAAUUAUGCUUGGCUACCUCAAAAACUCUCAAGGGACUUUGAAGUGCAUGGGAGAGGACGGGUGGUUUAGGACCGGCGAUCUUGGUGUGAUCCACCCCGAUGGGUACAUCGAGAUCAAGGAUCGAUCCAAGGAUAUAAUUAUAAGUGGAGGUGAGAAUAUAAGUAGUGUUGAGAUCGAGUCAGUGCUAUAUACUUUUCCGGGGGUUCAUGAAGCUGCAGUAGUGGCGCAACCACAUGAGUUUUGGGGGGAGACCGUUUGUACUUUUAUAUGCUUAAAAGCCGAAAACGGUCAGGUGGAGGCGAGUGAGAAGGAGAUUAUUGACUAUUGUCGGGCAAGAUUGCCUCAUUACAUGGUACCUAAACGGGUUGUUUUUAUUAAUGAGCUCCCCACCACAUCAACAGGAAAAAUUCAAAAGUUUGUGUUAAGAGAAAUGGCCAAAGCAAUGGUAAUGAGUGCAACACAAAAACCAAGCCGUUUAUAAGUUAGUAACCUACAUUCUUAAGGUUAAGUUGAAGACCUUGUAUUGCAAAAGAUCGAGUGAAAUCUUUGGCAAUGCAUCUAUGUUUAAUUAAAGGUUCAAAUAUUUAAUUAUUAAUUCCUAUAUUCUAGUUGCACUAGGAAUAAACGUACGUUAGUGACUACUUGAUAAUUAUUUUAUUUAUUUAUUUAUUUUUAAUAUGUAGUUGUGAUUUUAAAGCGUAGUGGGUCCAUGCUUGUAAUCUACCAUUGUUUAAUGAAAUAUCAUU
Chenopodium quinoa (quinoa) is the source of this 1975-nucleotide messenger RNA. RefSeq names its product probable acyl-activating enzyme 6. The record is from RefSeq and is a predicted model, not a curated record. The transcript has a single exon. Lineage: Eukaryota; Viridiplantae; Streptophyta; Magnoliopsida; Caryophyllales; Amaranthaceae. Bases 40 to 1710 code for a protein of 556 amino acids.